AUGGAAAAGUAACAUUCGGUUGAAGAAUCAUAAUAAAUCAAUUAAGAAAUUUAUAACUAAUAAAAUUAAUAAAAAAGAAUUCAAAGUAUACAAUCUUAAGAUGAAGAAGAAUAAAUAAAUAAUUCUCAUUUUAAGAAUUUAAGCUCAUCCUCUAUCUAAAAUGUUCUAUCUGAAUAAAAUAGUGACUAUGGACAGGAAAACCAAGAUGAAUUUAAUUUUCUAAUGUAAGAAUAAAACUAAAAAAAGAACAUUGAAAAAAAAUAAAAUCAAUAAUAUGUUUAGAAUUAAGAACAGGAUCAAAAACAAGGAAAAUUAGUAAAAGAAGAAUCUAAUACUGUUGAAAAUUAAGUUGUUCAGGUCUAGGAACUGAAAAAUGAUGAUAAAGAAAUUAUAAAUUAUUCUCAAACAAGCAAUAAUUAAGGAAAUAAAGAUGUUAAAUAAGUUUCUAUUAAUAACUUGAUCAAAUAAAUUCCAACAGAAAUUUCUGAUUAAAAACUCGAAAAAAAACAGUUAGAUGAAGAUGAAUUAAAUAAUGAAAGAGUUCAUAAGGGUUCCUAAUAAAUAGAAAAACUAAAAUCAAUUAUAAAAUCUCCAAAAUCUGGAAGUUCAUAAAUUUAAUCAGGAGAUCCUUCUUUAGAUAAAAGUAUUUUAUUAGAAAAAAUAUAAAAAUAAAAAAAAAAUGAGUAAUAAUAUAAUCAAAUGAUGGAGACUCAUUUGAAUGAAAUUUUUUAAUUUUAUACCAAAUAAUUCAUAAAUCCUAUUAAAUUGUUGACAAAGGAUUAGAUUUUUGAAAAAAAGCAAGUAUUAAAUUUGCAAUAAUUUAUGCAUUUUUGUAAAGAUUUUAAAUUAAUAGAUUUGCUAGUCACUAAUGAUUUUAUAUUAAAAUAUGCUGGUUCAAAAAGUCAAAAACCUUUAUAUAAAAUUAAAUAUAAAAAUAGAGUAAAGGAUUCAUAUGUUAUUACAAAAUAAAUUUUAGAGGAAAUUUUCUAAAAAUCUUCUGGAAUUAAAUAAUUAAGUUUUUCAGAGUUUUAAUACUCACUAAUUAAAAUAGCUGACAUCAUAUUUCCAGUUUCUGGUUCUGGUUCUGUGAAAGCAUUAAAUUCAUAUUUAGGUCUUCAUGAUCCAGAAAUAUAUAGUAAAAAGUUAACAAAAGUGGAAGAUUUGAAUUAAUCAAGAAUGUAAGAUCAAGGAAAGAUUAAUAUUAAAUCGGAAGUUAAGAAAGUCCUACCAUAAAUAUAAAAUAAACCGAAAAUUGAAAGCUAAAAAAUUUAAGAUACAUUUGAAAUUUCUAAAUUUAUUUAAAUUUAACAGAAUAAUCCUUCUAAAUUUUAAUAGAAUAAUAAAUAUUAAGCUAAUUCAAUUAGAUGGGAAGAUUUGGGAGGGAGCGAUAAAGAUUUUGAUCCAAAAAAAUUACUUUUCGAAGAAGAUAUUACAGAUUAAGAGGAUGCUUUGUAUUUAAAAGAGUAUAUGAUCACAAAAUAAGGGAUUUCUAAAAAAUAAGAGUUUUAAAAAUAAUAUUAAGAAGGAUAAAGGGUUAAUUAUCGUCAACAUGUUGAUUAAAACUAGAAAUAUAAAAGGGAUUAAGGAUACACUGAGGAUGUUUAUAAAGAAUUUAAGUUAUAUGAUUUGUAGCACAAAAUGGAUCUUUAAAAACAUACUAUAUCUUUAUAAAAGAAUUAUGAAUCAGAUGAUGCUUAAUUAAUUAAUUAUGAAAUAGCUGAAAAAAAUUAAUUUUAAAAGUAAAAAAAUUAAUUGAUACAUCCAAAUUCGUUUGAGCUAAGAAAAAAUUAUAAUGUUAUAAAGUAAGUUUCCUUUACCAAUAAAUCCUAAAUUUAUCAUAAUAUGAGUUAAUCAAAUGAGAGAGGAUAAUAAAACAUAUCAUCAAUUGAACAAGAAAGUAAAAAGAACAUAUUAAAAAUGGAAACAAAUUAAAAAAAAAGGGAAUUAUCAAUUUUGGUAGGAAUGAAAAAAAAUUAAGAAAGUGUAAUAAGAAAGAUUUAAAAGAAAUGA
Messenger RNA from Paramecium sonneborni, 2010 nucleotides. The record is from the annotation of a GenBank genome assembly. NCBI's taxonomy places the organism in Eukaryota, Ciliophora, Oligohymenophorea, Peniculida, Parameciidae.